Molecule: messenger RNA, 662 nt
Organism: Eutrema salsugineum
Lineage: Eukaryota; Viridiplantae; Streptophyta; Magnoliopsida; Brassicales; Brassicaceae
Exons: 1
Coding region: 74-307 (77 amino acids)
Source: RefSeq, a predicted model, not a curated record
ACUCCAAAAUAGAAGCAAUUCAGAGUUAACUACUUUCAUCUUCUAUCAAGAAAAGAAAAAAAAAAGCUUAAAAAUGGCUUCAUGGAAGAAAACAAUCGCAACGCCAUUCAAGAAAGCGGCGACGUUCUUUAACCAACCGCAGCAAACGCCGCACAACCGCCACGCAAACGCGAAGGCGAGAGAAGAACACGAGAGACGAUCGGUGAAGGAGCUUCAAGGUGACGUCAUGGCUUGUGGUUAUGAAGAUGUCCUCGUCAUGUGGUCAAUUCUUGACAAGUCAAACUCUUCAAACAAUCUCUCUUCUUGAUUCGUUUUUUCUUACAACGAAAUUUGGGAAACCGUCUUUUUUUUUGCGUAAUUACUUUACGUGAAAUAGGAAUUCGAAUUUCUCUUUUUUUUUUUUUUUUUUAUGUAUAUAGCUUGUAUUAGCCCGCCAUGUCUUUCUUCUUUCUCCUUAUCUUCAUGUGGUCGCGGCUUUUAUUUUUCUUUCUUUUAAUUUAGAUUUUAGUGAAUUUUUAUCCGAUGAUAGUUUUGAUUCGGAUGUUAUUAAUCCCUGUGAUGAUCUAAUCUAAUUCACGGUGUGAUUUUCCAUUUGGUUUGGAAGAAAUGAAAUCUUUGAAUGUUGGUCUUCAAUUCCGGUUUCGUAUGUAUUUUUCUUUUUU